GCACGUCCAAGUUUUUCGCACGUGACUCGCGCCUGGGUCGGCUUCGCAAACUGCGCGGGAUAUCUGUAGCGGGUCCCCUGAAGACGAUUUGCUUAAGCACAUCGCUGGGCCCCAUCGCGCUACUGAUCGAGCCGUCGCCUGUGUACGUAACACUGUUGAUGUCCAGUUGUGACGCUCUGUUCGUGCCGAGCAACAUCGACGAGCCCGUUCACGUGUUCCGCCUGUGACCAUGGGAGAAACUCUGGCGUGCGAGUUGGUUGACGCCGGAGCCGUCAAGUUCGGCACGUUCACGCUGAAGAGUGGCAUAACCUCUCCGUUCUACGUGGACCUCCGAGUAUCCGUGAGCUACCCGAAACUACUUGUAUGUAUACUCCAACUUGUCGACCUAGCAUGGAUAUUACAACAUGACAUCGCCGAUGCUGUCGUCGCCAAGAUCAAAGAAGACAAAAUCGAGGGCGACCUUCUGUGCGGGGUUCCAUACACGGCGCUUCCCAUUGCUACGUGUGUGUCGAUGGCAACGGAGCAACCUAUGGUAAUGGUCCGCAAAGAAGUCAAGGCAUACGGCACGAAACGCCCAAUUGAGGGAACCUUCCAUCCUGGCCAGAAGUGCAUCAUUAUCGAGGAUAUCGUCAGCAGUGGAUCUAGCAUCAUUGAGAUUGCUCAGGCGCUUUCCGCAGCUGGCCUGGUGGUGACCGACGCUGUGGUGUUUUUGGACCGUGAACAAGGUGGAAAAGAGAACCUGCUCAAGUGGAACAUUCAGCUACACAGCAUCUUUCGCAUCACGACCAUCAUGAAGAAGCUGGUGGCCAAGAAGCGCCUGAGCGAGGAAAUGGCCAACCAGGUGGCUACCUUCGUGCAGACGGUCAAGGCGCCCCUGGUGCCUUCCCUCGUUUUGCCUUCUCCCAGCAAGGAGAACUAUGCCCACCGGAGCCAGGUUGCCCGCUGCCUGCUUGCCAAACGCCUUCUGGGUCUGAUGGACCAGAAGCAGACCAACCUGGCGGUUGCCGUCGACGUCACCAGCACCGACAAAUUGCUGCAGCUAGCAGACCAGUUGGGCCCACACAUCUGCAUCUUCAAGACCCAUGUGGACUUGCUGGAGGACUUCAGCCUGGACGCCAUGAUGCGUCUGCGGGCGCUUGCCACCAAACAUGACUUCCUGAUCAUGGAGGACAGGAAGUUUGCAGACAUUGGGCAGACGGUGCAAGUGCAGUACACCAGCGGUCCGUUUUCCACGCGGCUCUGGUCGGACAUGGUGACCGCUCACUCACUCCCAGGACCGGGGAUCCUGACCGCACUGCAGCAGGCCAGCGGACCAGAGCAGGCUUGCGUUCUCAUCGCACAGAUGAGCUCUUCCGGCACGCUCACAACCAAGGGCUACACUGACGCCACUGUAAAGAUGGCCGAGGACUUUCCAGACUUCGUGCUGGGCUUUGUGUGCCAGUCGCGAGUCUCCCACAACCCAGAACACAUCCACAUGACACCGGGUGUGCGGCUGGAUGCCAGUGGGGACAGCCUCGGGCAGCAGUACUGUGACCCCGCAUCUGCCGUGACCGAGCGUGGUGCUGACAUCAUCAUUGUGGGACGGGGCAUCGUGGCUGCGGCCAACCCCGAGGAGGCUGCGCUGCGCUACAAGAAGGCUGCUUACGACGCCUACCUGUCUACGCUGGCCGUGAAAUAGUGUGUGCUCUCCCGAUGACUGGUGGGCAUGCUGUGCUUGUAAAGAAGAAAGAAGCCAGUGGGAUGUUUUGACCAGGCCAGGAAUAAAGCUUCUAUGUUUCGA
Molecule: messenger RNA, 1780 nt
Organism: Dermacentor andersoni
Lineage: Eukaryota; Metazoa; Arthropoda; Arachnida; Ixodida; Ixodidae
Gene: r-l
Product: rudimentary-like
Biological process (GO): 'de novo' UMP biosynthetic process; 'de novo' pyrimidine nucleobase biosynthetic process
Molecular function (GO): orotate phosphoribosyltransferase activity; orotidine-5'-phosphate decarboxylase activity
Source: RefSeq, a predicted model, not a curated record